AUGCCCAAGUCGUUGAAGAAAUCCUGCAGCGCCCAGACCUCCAUCAGCAGGUACUUUGGAGGACAGCACAGCAGCAGCAGCAGGACUCAGUGUGGGAUUAAACCAAGUCCUGCGGAUCACCUGCAGCGUGCAGGAGGCAAGCUUUGCUCUGAUGGUGAUGUGGGAUUGCCAACUAAACGAGCCAAGCUGUCUCCCAAAGGCCAGCAGCUGGAGGACCUGGAGUGUGAAUCUGCCUCCUGUCAGAGCGAUAAAGACACGAAGCGACCGUCCAGCCGAGGAGGAGGCAGCCUCUGCUCGUCCACCUUGGAGAAGCUAAAAGGCUUCACCUGCGGCGCUGAUGGUCCGAGCAGUAAAGCCGGAGGCCAAGGAGGCGGCGCUCGGCCUCCGUCUGCUGCUCCAGAUCCACACAGCAUCGCAAACAGACUGCAGCAUGCAGAGGAAGAGUGUGAGGAUGAGGAGGAGGAAGAACAGGAGAGCUCGGGGCUGGCUGCUACGAAACAGGACUUCUGCUUGUCUCAGUUUGCCAAGUCAAGAGGAGGAGGAGGAGGAGGAGGAGGAGGAGGAAAGGAUGCCGAGCCGAGUCCCCCGUCAGAGUCUAGCGCCGCCUCCAGGCGUUCAAAGAGUGUCUACACUCCUCUGGAGCAGCAGGUCGUCCAGCUGAAGCAGCAGCACAAGGACGCCCUGCUGGCUGUGGAGUGCGGCUACAAGUACAGGUUCUUUGGAGAGGAUGCAGAGACUGCUGCCAAGGAGCUGAACAUCGUCUGUCAUCUGGAUCAUAACUUCAUGACGUGCAGCAUCCCCACUCACCGGCUAUUUGUUCACGUCAGACGCCUGGUGUCUCACGGCCACAAGGUUGGUGUGGUCAAGCAGACGGAGACGUCUGCGAUCAAAGCUUCAGGGGCCAAUAGGAACAGUCUGUUCACUCGCCAGCUCAGCGCCCUGUACACCAAGUCCACUCUGGUGGGAGAGGACGUAAACCCCGUCUGCAGACUCGGGGAUGUGGAGGAGGGGGCCUGUGGAGACGUGGUGCUGGACCCUCCUGACAGCUUCCUGCUGUGCAUCAGUGAGAACUGGGACAAACCGAGGAAGCAGCUCACUGUGGGGCUGGUGGCCGUCCAGCCCAGCACAGGAGACGUCUUACUGGACUGUUUCCCUGACGGCUCUUCUCGCUCUGAGCUGGAGGGUCGGGUCCUGAAGAUCAACCCUGUGGAGAUCCUGGUGCCCUCGGACCUCUCAGAACAAACCCUCAGACUCCUGCACAGCAUCGCCAACGCCAGCGCUCAGGCCGAUGACCGGGUGAGAGUUGAGAAGAGGGACGGCGCUCAGUUCGAGUUCGCCUCGGCCAUGAACACGGUCACAGAGUUCUACUGCCACUCCCAGGAGAAAGGCUCUCGCUCUCUGUCGAGCGUCGCGUCCUUAGAGAGCCCCGUGAUCUGCUGUCUGGGGCCGCUCAUCCGGUACCUCCAAGAAUUCAACUUGGAAAGAGUUCUUAGGAGCGAAAGCUCGUUCCGGCGUCUGUCCUGCGAGUCGGAGGGUCUGAUCCUCAGCGCCGCUACGCUCAGGAACCUGGAAAUACUCAACAAUCAGUUGGCAUGCAGCGUCGGGGUGAAGCACCUCCUCGUGACACAUUUCCCUCCAAGUUUUCAUUACCGAAGGGUCAAGACUGAUCUGAGCUUCUCGUGGUUGGGGAACAAGACGGAGCUGUUCUCGGAUCUGUCCGGCUUCCCGGUGCUGCAGGAGAGGACGGAGCAGAUCCAAAGCGUCCUCGGUGAGAUUCAGGACCACCGCAGAGAGGUCCGGCUGACGCUGAAGGCCCCCGCACUCGACUACACGGCCGUCUCUGGACAGGAGUUUCUGAUUGAGGUGAAGAACUCGCUGUCAUCCGCUGUUCCACGUGACUGGGUCAAAAUCAGCAGCACCAAGGCAGUCAGCAGGUAUCACUCUCCGUUCCUGGUUGACCGCUACAAGAAGCUGCUGCAGCUCCGAGAGCAGCUGCUGCUCGACUGCCAGAGGGAAUGGACCAAUUUUCUGGAUCAGUUUGGGGAGCACUACCACACCAUGAAAAGGGCUAUUAGUCACCUAGCAACCGUGGACUGUCUCCUGUCAUUGGCUGAGGUGGCCAAACAAGGGGACUAUUGCAGGCCAGAGGUGUGUGAAAAUCAGCACCAGAUUAUGAUCAGGGACGGCAGACAUCCGGCUAUAGACUUACUAAUGGGAGAGAACAACCAGUAUGUGCCCAACCACACUGAGCUACAGGGUGAUGGCAGGAGAACCAUGAUCAUCACCGGGCCUAAUAUGGGGGGUAAGAGCUCCUACAUCCGCCAGGUUGCCAUUAUCUGUGUCAUGGCUCAGAUGGGCUCCUAUGUUCCGGCCUCUGAGGCCCGUCUGGGCGUGCUGGACGGCAUUUACACCAGGAUGGGGGCUUCAGACAACAUCUAUAAAGGACGCAGUACGUUCAUGGAGGAGCUGACGGAGGCUUCGGAGAUCAUUUCCCGCGCGACGGAGCGUUCGUUGGUCAUCCUUGACGAGCUGGGACGCGGCACGAGCACCCACGAUGGGAUCGCCAUCGCCUACGCGACGCUGGAACACUUCAUCAGAGAUGUGAAAGCUCUCACCCUGUUUGUAACCCAUUAUCCUCCUCUGUGUGAGCUGGAGCGACUGUAUCCUGAGCAUGUGUCUAACUACCACAUGGCUUUCUUGCUUAAUGAACCCGACAUCGCUGCUGACGAUGAGGAGAUUCAGCCGGAGUUCAUCACCUUCCUCUACCAGCUGACUGGAGGAGCUGCAGGACGGAGCUACGGCCUGAAUGUCGCCCGACUGGCCGACAUCCCCGAUCCGAUACUGCACACUGCCGCUCGCAAAGCCCGAGAGCUGGAGAGCAUGGUCAAUGCCAGGAGGAAAAGUAAGAAACUCCUGUCAGAUCUUUGGAGCAUCUCUGACAGGUCGACCCUCACCGAGUGGCUGCAGUCGAACUCCUGACGUCGCUGCAGCAGAACAUACAGCUGAAGACAUUAAUGCGGUUUUCGGCAGAAAAACUGACUCCGAGAGGAACAUACACUAAAAUGUGUUGGAGGAGGUUGAUGCUGCACUUUUAGCUGCUGUGUGAAAAGGAUUUUAAACACUCAGGCUCUGGUUCUCACCAUCAUGUGUACUGUAACCCAGCUGUCAUUAGUUAACAGCAACUGAUCAAGAUUUUACCGACCAGCACUGCAUCGUGGCAUCAGUGUGUUUGGUGAUUAAAUAAAGAAAGAAGUCACACUUG
This is a messenger RNA of Stegastes partitus (bicolor damselfish), 3262 nucleotides long. RefSeq names its product mutS homolog 3 (E. coli) (gene msh3). The record is from RefSeq and is a predicted model, not a curated record. Bases 1 to 2979 code for a protein of 992 amino acids. Lineage: Eukaryota; Metazoa; Chordata; Actinopteri; Pomacentridae. Gene Ontology annotation, cellular component: nucleus. The transcript has 22 exons. Gene Ontology annotation, biological process: mismatch repair; somatic recombination of immunoglobulin gene segments; mitotic recombination. Gene Ontology annotation, molecular function: ATP binding; mismatched DNA binding; ATP-dependent DNA damage sensor activity.